UUAUUCCCACGGGAAUGGAUUAUUCCCAUGGGAAUAAUCAGGUCGUCAUUUCCGCCCAUUCCGCUUCAUCUGGUCGGAACAAAAUCAUCGCUCUCGAAUUCCUUCUUGUCUUCAACAAACAAGCAUCCAAGCCUCCUGCCCUGCCCCAGAGGUACUUCAACGCUCGCCGUCAAGACCGCAAGGCCGCUCCCUCUGGAGACAUCACCCCUCGAGCUCUCUACUUCACCUCUGACGACAUCCCUGCCGGCCCAGAGGAGGCCGAAGCCACAGGCGAGGGCGCCACGAUGAGCUAGACACCCCAGGGACGGCUCUCCUUCCCUCCACCCGUCAGAUGGGCUUGCCCUUCUGACGGGGAGUCUGCCCAUGUGUCUGCCGUCGCUGCCGAAGUCUGCCAGGGAUGCUGCCAUCGAGCCAACGGCUCAAUCACGGAGGGUAUCACCAGAAGGGGUGUAUGACGAGUAUGUCGAUGAUGUGAUGCACAUACACAUGCCGGAGGCACUGCAUGGAUGGAUCCAUCGCUACCUGAGACGCCAUGGCGAGGUGGUGUCAUACUGCUUUGUGUGCGCCCGGCUGAGAGGCGAGCGACGAGCGAAGAAAGUACAUGAUGGAGGGGCAUACAGCGGCUAAUGAGAGAGCAUGAGAGAGUGUGAGAGCGGUCGGCAACUGGAUCUAUAAGGACGGACGGCAACGAGGGGUGGGCUUGGCUUACAUACACGUGGCGAGGGGCAUCAAUGCAUGGAUGGUGAAGUCAUUUCCGGAAAGAAUCUGUGUAGGCGGUGGAGCUCUUGCAGAGUGCCCACCACCUAUACAACGGACGGUGACGGAUUUUGCAUGCUCACAUCACAAAG
Vitrella brassicaformis is the source of this 848-nucleotide messenger RNA. NCBI's taxonomy places the organism in Eukaryota, Vitrellaceae. The record is from the annotation of a GenBank genome assembly.